Messenger RNA from Oncorhynchus nerka (sockeye salmon), 2550 nucleotides. RefSeq names its product tropomyosin alpha-3 chain. Gene Ontology annotation, molecular function: actin filament binding. Lineage: Eukaryota; Metazoa; Chordata; Actinopteri; Salmoniformes; Salmonidae. The record is from RefSeq and is a predicted model, not a curated record. Gene Ontology annotation, cellular component: actin filament. Gene Ontology annotation, biological process: actin filament organization; muscle contraction. The coding region runs from base 471 to 1217 and encodes 248 amino acids. The transcript is spliced from 8 exons.
CAGCACAGCACAGCACAUCUCUUGUCAAGGCAAUUUUUAAUUCGUUUGUUUGAAUGAGUUUAAAUUAGAACCGCGCGCAAUUGAAAGAAAUCCACCCCCCCAUUUUCGAAAGCGGAAGCCAAUGAAUUAGGUUUGCUACUUGCCACGUCUGUAGAAAAAACAUCUUAGCUGAUUUGUAGCAGCAGGAUAACUAUCUAAACCAUCUAACACAGGGUUAGGCUAAUUUGAAAACAUUUUACUAAAUUAGGUUAGAACUGUCAAAUUUUAGUGCGUUAUUGAGUCACUGCUGUUAGGAGGAAUAACGUAUUUUCACGCCACUAAUCUACUACAAACAACGUUUUCCCGUCUUGGUGGGGCGUUGCUGCUUUUUUUUUCAUUUCAGGACAACUCCAGCUGAAGUCGAAGUUCUAAGAAACGUUUUAGAGAAGGAAAAAUCUAACUAGGCUUAGCCUACGCUCGCAAACAAGACAAUGUCUGGAAACAACAGCAUCGACGCGGUUAAGCGAAAGAUUAAAGUUUUACAGCAACAGGCAGAUGAAGCCGAAGAAAGAGCAGAAAAUCUUCAGAGACAGGUCGAGGUGGACAAAACAUCAAGAGAACAGGCUGAGGCUGAGGUUGCUUCCCUGAACCGGCGUAUCCAGCUGGUUGAGGAGGAGUUGGACAGGGCCCAGGAGCGACUGGCCACUGCUCUGCAGAAACUGGAGGAGGCAGAGAAGGCUGCGGACGAAAGUGAGAGGGGCAUGAAGGUGAUUGAGAACCGAGCCCUGAAGGAUGAGGAAAAGAUGGAGCUACAGGAGAUCCAGCUGAAAGAGGCCAAGCACAUUGCUGAGGAGGCCGAUCGCAAAUACGAGGAGGUGGCUCGUAAGCUGCUGAUCAUCGAGGGGGAUCACGAGCGCACAGAGGAGAGGGCAGAGCUUGCUGAGGCCAAAGCCAGGGCCCUGGAGGAGGAGCUGAGGGGUUUCGACCAAUCUCUGAAGUCCCUGCAGGCCUCUGAAGACCAGUACUCCCAGAAGGAGGACAAGUAUGAGGAAGAGAUUAAGAUCCUGACUGACAAGCUCAAAGAGGCUGAGACUCGUGCUGAGUUUGCUGAGAGGUCUGUGGCCAAGCUGGAAAAGACCAUCGAUGAUCUGGAAGAGAGACUGGCCAAUGCCAAGGAGGAGAACCUCAAGAUCCAUGCCACCCUGGACCAGACUUUGCAGGACCUCAACAGCUUCUAAGAACCCCUAGAUGGACUCUCCCAGAAAACCACCUUCCUCCACUUAUCCCUCUGCCAACCUUUGCUUUCCGCCUCUCUCUCAUUCCUCCUCGCUCUGCUGUAGUGGAGGGUAGGAAGAAUCCCCACUGGAGGGUGCCAAAACCACUAUUUAAGAUGACACCUUUAUUCUCAACAGCAUUGAUUGUUCUUGUUAAACUUGAGGUUUUCAAUGUGACAUCUUGCGGAAGCUCUUGCCUUUAUCCAUUGGAAUGGUGUUUAAUAGGGAAACUCUGUCGUACUUGUGUGGUCUAUUAUUCUAUCUUGUUUGUGUGGUCGAUUAUUCUAACUUCUCCUUGUUGGAGUGGGGCUAGCAUGACUGCCUUUAAGGAUUUAUUGCCAAGUUAACAAGAACAUGGUUAGGCCACUCAUCCAUUAUAGCCCAUUAGAAAAGGGGGGGAACGGGGCACUGUGUUUAUUACCAGCCAUUUACUACAUGUGAUUAUUUACUCCUGUCCUGCUGUUGUAUACUCUGGCCUGGCUUUAUUUUGUUCGCUAGCACCUUCCCCUAACACCUAAUCCCUGAAUGUUCACAGAUCUGAAAGUGGUAAAUAAGAUGGAGUAAAUGCCACUUGGCCUAUCAGAGGGAUGGGCCAUUUCCACAUUGCUUAGGCCUAUGCAGUCCUUUCUGACUAGUUGACACCAAAAAGGGUUAGUGGAUAGGGUACAGAAUGUAACUGGCUUUCUGUCCUCCUAUAUCCCUCCUUUUUGCCUACUUUACACCAAUACGGUUUGGGGCCAAAACCACACUGGGUGGUGUUUUUCCUAUUCAUUAGGUAUUUGUUUGUGUGCCUGAUAUUUUGUUUUAUCCCACUUAAACAAUAGCCACUAUCACAAGACAAUGCUGCACUUGUAUGACACUAAUUAUUUGGCUGCGUUUACAUGGGCAGCCCAAGUCUGUUUUUUCCACUAUUUGGUAUUUUGACCAAUCAUGACAGAUCUUUUCAUAUUAGCUCUUUUUCCAAGCUGAUCUGAUUUGGUCAAAAUACAAAUUAGUGUGAAAAAUAUUAGGUUUGGGCUGCCUGUAUCAACAGCCUUUUUAGUUUGACAGGUUUAUGGUGAAGUUCUCGGGAUAACAAAAAUCAAUGGCUAUCACCUUGCCAAUUAUAGAAAAUGGGUGGGGGAUCUGAUUAGUGUGAUGCAAAACCUAUACAAUUUUAGUAGGGUAUUAAACUAAAACACCAAAUUAACUCAAUGUUUUAACUGGAAACUCGCUGUGUAUAACCACUUUGUUUGUCUUGUUCCAUUGUAAUGACUUGAUGUUGAAUAAAGACCAUGAUUUUUACUGCAAUACUAAA